AAAGCCUGUAGCAAGUACUUUAUAAUAUUAUUGGUUAUAAUAAAGCUGAAAGUCUCUUUCUGCAUUUGGUAGUUGUUGGGCCACUUGACUGUUAGGUAUUCAUCUCUCUUAACUCUGUAACUGAACAUGUAAACAAAAUUGAAGGCUCAUCAAAACAUGAAAAGAAAGGAUAUGAAGGCUCUGAAGGGAAAGGGCCUGGAGAAUUCUUCAGGAGCAGCAGCAGUGACAUAUAUAUGGCUUCCUCAUCCUCAUCCUUCUACCAGAUGGCAUUAUCCUCCUCCUCCAACAUACACAGAUUUCAUCUCUGCCCCUUCCUCUUCUUCUUCACAUCCAGUAUCUGAAAUUUCAAAGGCGUCUUCUUCAUCAAGUCUUCCAUAUCUUUAUGAAUACGCACCUCGAUCCAGGCGGAAUUCUGUCAUACAAUCCUGUUUGGAGGCGUUCUGUUGCUGUUGGAUAAUGGAAUUAUGUUGGCCUUGACAAAUAUGAGGUAUGAAAAUCGUUUUUAUCCAUUGAUAUGUGUUGUUCAUAUCGAAAAAUAUGAGAUGUAAUUUUGUGUUGACUAUAUUGUCUAUAAAGAUAUUCUUAUCAACGUGAAUUGGAGUAUAUGUCUUUAUUGUA
Molecule: messenger RNA, 618 nt
Organism: Cryptomeria japonica (Japanese cedar)
Lineage: Eukaryota; Viridiplantae; Streptophyta; Pinopsida; Cupressales; Cupressaceae
Exons: 2
Coding region: 157-477 (106 amino acids)
Source: RefSeq, a predicted model, not a curated record